This is a messenger RNA of Pelecanus crispus (Dalmatian pelican), 2942 nucleotides long. Lineage: Eukaryota; Metazoa; Chordata; Aves; Pelecaniformes; Pelecanidae. The record is from RefSeq and is a predicted model, not a curated record.
AAGAAUGCGAGUGGAUCCAAACAGCGUUAUAAUCGUAAAAGAGAAACUUCAUAUUCAAGAAAUGAGAACUUUUCCAGUCAGUCCCGUCGCUCCAAUUCACAGAAAAGCAAAGCUUUUAACAAGAUGCCCCCUCAAAGGGGAGGUAGCGGCGGGAGUGGCAAACUUUUUAGCUCUUGUAAUGGUGGAAGACGAGAUGAGGUAGCAGAGGCUCAGCGGGCAGAGUUCAGCCCUGCCCAGUUCUCUGGUCCCAAGAAGAUUAAUCUGAACCACUUACUGAACUUCACUUUUGAACCCCGUGGCCAAGCAGGCCAUUUUGAUGGGAAUGGACAUGGCAACUGGGGGAAAAGGAACAAGUGGGGACAUAAGCCUUUCAACAAGGAACUCUUCCUACAGGCCAACUGCCAAUUUGUUGUCUCUGAAGAACAGGACUACACAGUCCACUUUGCUGAUCCAGAUACCUUGGUCAACUGGGACUUUGUGGAGCAAGUGCGAAUUUGUAGCCAUGAAGUGCCCUCUUGCCCAAUAUGUCUGUACCCACCAACUGCAGCAAAGAUCACCCGCUGUGGGCAUAUCUUUUGUUGGGCAUGUAUCCUUCACUAUCUCUCCUUGAGUGAAAAGACCUGGAGUAAAUGUCCUAUUUGUUAUGGCUCUGUUCACAAGAAGGAUCUCAAGAGCGUUGUUGCUAUGGAAACACGUCAAUAUGCAAUUGGUGAUACCAUUACGAUGCAACUUAUGAGACGAGAGAAAGGUGUUCUGAUAGCACUGCCCAAAUCUCAGUGGAUGAAUGUGGUGCAGCCUGUUUACAUCGGAGAUGACCAGCACAGUCAGUAUUCAAAGCUGCUUCUGGCAUCCAGGGAGCAGGUCUUGCAGCUGGUGAUUCUGGAGGAGAAAGCGGCAUUACUAAAACAGUAUGAGGAAGAAAAACACACCCCAGAGGCUUGCUUUAUUGAGGCAGCUAUCCAGGAACUGAAGGAGCGAGAAACAGCACUCUCUGCUGACCAGGAUAAAAACAAUGGCAUUGCUGGAAUCGGUGCAGCUGUGGAAGAAUUGGUCCUAGAAAGCUCCAAGUCUGUGGAGCCUGCAGUUUCCCAAGAGAAAAAGUGUGGUGUGGAAUAUCUCUCUGCAUUUGAUGAGGAGCUUGUGGAGCCUUGCUGUGAUCUGGCAGGUUCCUUUUCACCUCCUGUGGAAGCGGAAGAGGCAGUGCUGGAUGAAGAGAAAGUACCUGAGGUGGACACCAUAGGGGAACCUGAUAUGAACACUACAGAAGAACCAAAUCCAGCUGAAACAAGCCACCAAGAGUCUAAAGAUACAAUUAGCAGUGGACAUCUUAGCAACUCUCCUUUUUACUAUUUCUAUCAAGCGGAGGACGGACAGUGUAUGUAUCUUCACCCUGUGAAUGUUCGAUGUCUUGUUCGCGAAUAUGGCAGCUUGGAGAAGAGUCCAGAGAAGAUAACUGCAGCUGUAGUGGAGAUAACUGGCUACUCAAUGACAGAGGAUAUAAGACAGCGUCAUCGCUACCUCUGUCACUUGCCCCUCACCUGUGAGUUCAGCAUUUGUGAACUGGCUCUGAAGCCACCCAUCAUCUCUAAGGAGACUUUAGAGUUGUUUUCAGAUGACCUUGAAAAGAGGAAGCGUCUACGGCAGAAGAAAGCUCGUGAUGAACGACGACGUGAACGCAGAAUUGAGAUAGAAGAAAACAAGAAACAGGGCAAAUAUCCAGAGGUCCAUAUUGCUUUAGAGAAUCUGCAGCAGUUCCCUGCUUUUACCUCUUGCCCUGGAGAAACUACCAGCAUUGAUCAUCAGAGCUUCUGUCUGUCUCCUCUUGGCAGAAGCCCUGUGUUUCAGACAGAGUCUGUUCCAACUCCACUGUUACCUGCUGCCAGCCAGGUCAGCCCGUUGCUCUGUGGGAGUUUAGAAGAAGAGUCUCCCUUCCCUUCCUUUGCCCAGAUGUUGAGAGUUGGAAAGGCAAAACCAGAAACAUGGCCCAAACCUGCUCCAAAGACAAGAGAUGAGAACACUUUGGCACUCCCUGUGCCAGUGGAUAGUGAUGGAGAAAGUGACAGCUCUGACCGCAUACCUGUGCCCAGCUUCCAGAAUUCCUUCAGCCAAGCUAUAGAGGCAGCCCUCCUGAAACUGGACAAACCGUCCACAGCUGAUCAUUUAUCAGAGGAAAAGGGAGGCAAGAAAAGAAAGAAACAGAAGCAGAAGCUAUUGUUCAGCACCUCUGUUGUUCACACAAAGUGAUUCUGCUAUUCAAGAGAAGUUUCCUCUCCUCGUUUUCUUUUCAUUUUGCUUUGUUUUGCUGCUAUAGUUUAAGUAUUUAAAUUUGAACAGACUAAACUUGUGUUUCCAGGGCUUCUAGGGGGUUCAGGAGGAAACCAUGACAGUAUACGUUGAAGUAAGAUCUUUUGAUUCCAACUGUUUAAUCAGUUUAUACUGAAACAAAGUUUUGAAAGAAACAACUCAGCGACAAAUCAGCCAAGGCUUCUAGUCUGUGCCAAGUCAGUUCUUUUGGCCUGAGAAGCAGUAUGAAAGUCUUUACAGCUGUGUGGCACUGCCAGAAUACUGCAAUAUUGCCUAAGUGAAGAGGCAGAGAGCCUUUAUGUCCCUAGAAGUAUUCAUGGGCAGAAGUCCAUCUGACUGUGACAGUAGUGCUGUUUCAGUAAAGCUGUCAGACUGCUCUCUUGAGAAACUGGCUUCCCCUGCACUGGAAAUGGGCAAAAGAGCUUCCUGGCUUUAGAGUGUUAGCUGCUAUAUCUGUUCUUUUUCUAAAGAGCAAGAAUUCCUCCUGUUCUCCUGGCUUGGAAAGAUUUAAAGCUGAGGUGAGUGUAAAGCAGAACUUGGCUACUUGGUUUUGAAGUGACUCUUGAUGAAUUUGUGUAUUUCAAAAUGCAUACUGGCACUAGUGGUAGGAGGAACCUCCUGGCUUCUCUCAGUUGUUC